AUGAAGUCUCUCCUUUUAGGCUCAGCUUUCUUGCUGGCAUCUUUCAUCCACGCGCACCCAGGACCACAUGCCCAACCCGAUCCCGUCCACUUGGCGCGCCGUGGCGCACUGGCGAAGAGAUGCUCCGACACAGUCGGCCUCAUGAAGAGGAAACGGCAUGCAAUGCGCCGACGGGCGCUCUCGCCCUCUGAGGACGACGGCAGCGGCACCACCACGUACACCAUCACGGCUGAUGCCCCCAAGUAUGAUUUCUUGAAGAAUGACACCUGUAUUUUGACGCCUGAGACUAGCACGGGGCCCUACAUUUAUCCGCGGAGUCAGGUCCUGCGUCAGGAUAUUGUGGAAGAUCAGGUCGGGGUGCCCUUUGUCUUAGACAUUGGGCUUAUGGACAUUCAUACCUGCGAGCCCUUGUCCAAUGCAUUGGUAGAUAUUUGGCAGUGCAAUGCUAGUGGAUCGUAUAGUUCUUUCACAGGCUUGGAUCCAGAUAUCCCAUUUCAGGACCAGUACUUUGAAAGCACUGCAACGGACAAUACAACUUGGCUUCGGGGCAUGUGGCCGACCGAUGACAAUGGUGCAACCAGCUUUACUUCUAUAUUCCCCGGAUUCUAUACCAACCGCGCUAUUCAUGUCCACCUGCAAGUGCAUACUGACUGGACUAUCACCAGUAAUGGCACCAUCGGUGGAAGUCGAACGGUAAACACGGCACAGUUGUUUUUCAACGAAGAUGUAGCUACCCAAGUCAUGGCAGUGCCGCCGUAUGCCUAUCACACCCAGAUUCCGCGGAAGCCAGUAUCACAGGACGGGGUCUGGUAUGAGGAAUCGUUGACGGGAGCCAUGACUAUCAUGGACACGGAGCCUCUGGAUGGCCAGGAUUAUGCGAACAGAGUUCUGGGAUACAUUACCUUGGGCGUGGAUACAACCGCAAUUCAUAAUGGCACCACUGAAAAUCCCAAUCCCUCUAUUCCGACCAGUGCGAGUGCAUAG
Molecule: messenger RNA, 984 nt
Organism: Aspergillus niger
Lineage: Eukaryota; Fungi; Ascomycota; Eurotiomycetes; Eurotiales; Aspergillaceae
Exons: 8
Coding region: 1-984 (327 amino acids)
Molecular function (GO): ferric iron binding; oxidoreductase activity, acting on single donors with incorporation of molecular oxygen, incorporation of two atoms of oxygen
Source: RefSeq, a predicted model, not a curated record